GAGCAUGAAUGAGGCAGUGACACGUGAUAAUCGCGACACACGAAGCUCGUUUCCGUUCUUUUCUACUUUUAUUUGUCCACGUACAAACAAUCACGCGUUCAUAAAGGAAACACACAUACUGAUUCAUGAAGAAAAUGAAUGAAUGAAUGAAUAUAUGAAGGAGCAGAAAACAGCGUUGACACUGACCAAUCAACGACAAGAAGAGAGGACAGACAGGAGGUCUCACUCUGUGAGAAGUAAGAAAAUCUAUAAUUGAUUAUUUUUAAAUCAUCCAAUGAAUCGAAAGAGUCAGAGAAUCAAAUCUGAGUCACGUGAUCGCCGUCAUCAUGGUUUUAACUGUGUGUGUGCGCGCGCGUGGAGUCAGUCAUCUCGCCCGUAGAUGGCGAUAGCGCCCGAUCGUCGGCGCUAUCGUAGCGGCUAAAGCUAAAGCUAAGCAGCGGCUGUAGCAGAGAGAGCCGCCCGCGCAGAGGAUCCUCUUCCCCGGUAUGAAGCCUGACUGCAGCGGCGUCAUGAGCUCCAUCGUCCAGAAAAUCGCUCGGCAGGCGCUCGUCACCUUCCGUAGCCCGCCUCGGCCCGCGGAGGACGCCGGGAUGUCGUUCGUGGAGAACCUGGGCAAACUGAAGAACCUGAUGACGGAAGUGCGAGCCGCGGACCUGAAGCUGGUCCCGCGCAGAGCCGUGGACAGCGCGGCCGGCGUGGCCGCUCCGCAGCGCGGCUGCCCGCACGGCGCGCCCCCGGUCACAUACAUGCACAUCAGCGAGAGCGAGCACUUCAGUAUGGGAGUGUUUCUGCUCAAAAGCGGAGCCUCCAUCCCGCUGCACGACCACCCGGGGAUGCACGGAGUCCUCAAAGUCCUGUACGGUAAAGUCCGGAUCAGCUGCUUCGACCGACUGGAGCCGCUGCCCGCCGCUCAGGUGGGCGCUCUGCGGCGCUCCGUGCUCCGCUCCACCGGGGAGUUAACGGAGGAGAGCGGCCCGUGCCUCCUCUCUCCGGACCGGGACAACCUGCACCAGAUCGACGCCGUGGACGGACCCUCGGCGUUCAUGGACAUCCUGGCCCCGCCGUACGACCCGGACGACGGCAGAGACUGUCACUAUUACCGAGUGAUGAUGGACUCUGAGGCGGAGCUCGCGGGGAAGGAGCCGCAGGAAGUGUGGCUCAUGGAGGUCUCACAGCCGCCGCACUUCUGGUGCGGAGCAGAACCGUACCCGGGUCCGGAGGUCUGUCUCUGAUCCGUAGAUCGGGGUCAUAGGUCAACUGUGGACUUUAUACUUGACCUGAAUGUAAAUGAGUCAUCAGGUGACGUCACAGUCCCUUACCUGCUGCUCAGGCGAAAUAAAAGCAGCUGUGCGGAUUCAUGAGGAUCACGUGCUUCUCUGGUAUUGAUGAUUGAGUAUUGAUCAAUAAUAACUCCUGCAGAUCUUCUGUAGUCAAUAGUAAUGAUUGAUUGAUGGAUGAUUGAUUGGCUGCUGCUGCUGCAGGUUGGGGUCAGAAUCAGAAUCUUUGCUCCUUCAUCUUCACUUUUCUGUCUCAUCAUUUGAAUUUGAGUCACCAUGUGUCAGCGUAUUUAGUGCUUAAAGGGUUAGUUUUGCUAUUGUCACACUCACAGUGAGCGCCCCCUGCUGCUGAGAACCAGCCUGACACUCGGGUCGUAUUCACACCUAAUCGUCUCCGCUCGACUCCGCACGAUAGCAACGUUCAGCUGCUCUGUUUGCUUUUGAUAACGUGUUCCCCUCCUCGCCUGAGGCGGCGCUGCAGCAAGAAUGACUGAAGGAGACAACCAAUUAUUUUAAUGCAGGACAACUGGGCUAUCGUUCUACACGCGCAUGUUUACCCACAAUGCCUUGCAUUGUAGUCGGCUUCCUGCACUUGGUUCACUUGAAGCGAACCCAGACGUUUGUUUUAGGCGGAGCGGAGUUCCGUUCAUUCACAUGUCCACAAACGGAAGAGACUUCAGACGCUCACUCUCAGUGAAAUCUACCAUAUCACGUUGAUGUCUUUAUGUCUCUGUUGGACAGUGUUGACGUCUUUAUGUCUCUGUUGGACAGGGUGGAUGUGGGACAGCAAAAAAGCUGAACUCCCUUUAUUCAGAGGAAACAUAAAAAACACUGAAUUAUUCAGGCGACAAAGCUUCCUCUAAACCAAACACAAUGAGUUAACUAUUCCCCUGUGGCUAAUGCUAAGCUAACUAUUUCCCUGUGGGUAAUGCUAAGCUUACUAUCUCCAUGUGGCUCGUGCUAAGCUAACUAGUCCCCUGUUGCUAAUGCUAAGCUAACUAUCCCCAUGUGGCUAAUGCUAAGCUUACUAUCCCCAUGUGGCUAAUGCUAAGCUUACUAUCCCCAUGUGGCUCGUGCUAAGCUAACUAUCCCAUGUGGCUAAUGCUAAGCUAGGUGCUCUCCUGGAGAUGAGACUAAGCUAUUAACGCUUUGUGUUUUAGCUUUGACUUUUUUCCUUCAGUCAUGAAAUGAAAAGUUAGCAUUGUUUGAUGCUAACACACACUCUGACCGUAGGUGAGAGGGUGAGAGGAGGGUGAGAGUGGACACUUGUUUGUGUCCAUAUGGCCCUGUGAUGGACAAGUCACCGGUCUUUCACCUUGUAUCAGCAGAGAUUGGCACAGUGCCCCCUGUGGCCCUCAUGUGGAGGAUUAAGUGGUAGUAGAUGAAUGGAUGAAUGUUGCUAACACAAGUCAGAUGUUUGACACUGAUUUUGUUUACUUAAAAAAAACAACUUAAUCUUUAACAUUCACUGUUUUAUCUUUAUAACAAUAAUUAUGAUUGUUGUUAUAUCUUUAGAAUGUUGUGAAAAAUCCACAGUAUGGGGUGUGGCCCGCUGGUGGACACUGGAAUAACUGCAGAUGAGCCACAAACUAAAAUUAUUGAAAUGUUUUUGUUUUUUUUCUUUUAGGUAAGAUAAUAAAAUCUGUCUAAUAAAACUAUGAUCUCUGAUUUUUUUUAUUCUCUUGAUUUAUGUUGAUGUUGAAUUUCACAGGUCAUGAUGAUGAUGAUGGUGUGGGCGGAGCUUGUGUGAUAUUAAAGUGAACCAAUGAUUAUUUCCCUAAAUAAUCAUUAAUGAGA
Molecule: messenger RNA, 3074 nt
Organism: Solea senegalensis (Senegalese sole)
Lineage: Eukaryota; Metazoa; Chordata; Actinopteri; Pleuronectiformes; Soleidae
Product: 2-aminoethanethiol dioxygenase-like
Exons: 1
Coding region: 486-1232 (248 amino acids)
Cellular component (GO): mitochondrion
Molecular function (GO): oxidoreductase activity, acting on single donors with incorporation of molecular oxygen, incorporation of two atoms of oxygen
Source: RefSeq, a predicted model, not a curated record